This is a messenger RNA of Larimichthys crocea (large yellow croaker), 2223 nucleotides long. RefSeq names its product ADP-dependent glucokinase (gene adpgk). NCBI's taxonomy places the organism in Eukaryota, Metazoa, Chordata, Actinopteri, Sciaenidae. The record is from RefSeq and is a predicted model, not a curated record. Gene Ontology annotation, molecular function: ADP-specific glucokinase activity. Gene Ontology annotation, biological process: glucose metabolic process. The transcript has 8 exons. The coding region runs from base 299 to 1786 and encodes 495 amino acids. Gene Ontology annotation, cellular component: endoplasmic reticulum.
AGCAGUAGCCGGAAGCCCUGCUUGCUGCUGCUGCUGUUGUGUGCUGGCGGUCUCCGGCUCCGGCUCCGGCUCCUGUCUCUCUCUCUCUCUCUCUCCCUCUCCCAGUCACUGCUCCUGUCUGUCUGCAGUCUUCAAUGCCUCGGAGUCGGGCUGACUUCUUCAGUGGCCUCAGCCUUCAGCGAGCUCCAUGCAGUGCGUGUGAUUCAGCGGGGAACAAAGUUGUGCACAGCGCCGUUUAACGUGACAUGCAGGAGAGAUCUGACUGAUUUCCUGUGUUGCAAGACUGUGUGGGAGCAUCAUGUGGAGGAAGGCUUUAGCAGCGGCCCUGCUGGCGUUCGCUGUUGGUUAUUUCUACCAUGGCAGGCCGGACCUGCCGGAACAGAUUCUGCAGUAUAUUAGCCUGCCAAACUUUCAGCAGUCAUCUCAGAGCCAGAACAGCCUGGAGAAGGUGAUCUCGGCCGCCUGGGAGACUCUGAUAACCCUGCCAACCCGGCAGUGGAGCAAAGUGGCAGUUGGGGUGAACGCCUGUGUCGACGUGGUCGUCUCAGGAGUGGGACUGCUGCAGGCCCUGGCUGUGGAUCCUGGCGCCGGCCUGGAUCACGAAGUGUUGCACUCCAAGGAGGACUUGAGGGAAGCCUUCAUCCACUACAUGGGCCGUGGAGCGGCUGCAGAGCGCUUCUUCAGCGACAAGGAGGUCUUUCAGAGGAUCGCACGUUCAGCCGCAGAGUACCCCGGUGCGAAGCUGUAUGUUGGAGGGAAUGCUGCCCUCAUCGGCCAGAAGCUCGCCACCUACUCUGACCUGAUGGUGUUGUUAUGUGGGCCAGUCGGUCCUAAACUUCAUGAGAUGCUGGACGAGCAGAUAGUCGUUCCCCCGGAAUCUCUCCAGGAGACGGAUGAGUUUCACCUGAUCCUGGAGUAUAAAGCAGGUGAACAGUGGGGUUCCACUCAGGCACCUCAAGCCAACCGCUUCAUCUUCUCCCACGACGUGUCUAACGGAGAGAUGAGUUCACUGGAGACCUUCGUGGCCAGUCUGGACGACUUUGAUCCAGACCUGGUGGUCCUGUCGGGGCUCCACAUGAUGGAGGGUCAGGGCAGAAAGGUGUGGGAGGAGCGACUCAAAGAGGCCGUGUCCGCCAUAUCUGACAUCCGUAAAGAUAUUCCCGUUCACCUGGAGCUCGCAAGCAUGACCGAUAAAGACUACAUGAACAGCAUCAUGCAGGAGCAGGUUAUGCCCAUUGUUAGCUCCAUCGGGCUGAACGAGCAGGAGCUGCUCUUCCUCGCUCAGGCUGGCGAGGGGCCUCACGCAGACCUGACUGCCUGGAAAGGCAUUCCCGACGUGGGCCGGGUCAGCGACAUCCUUCUCUGGAUCCUGGAGCAGCACGGCCGCAGCGAUCCCUCGUCGGAGGCAGACCUGACUCGCAUUCACUUCCACACGCUGGCUUACCACAUCCUGGUUACAGUGGACGGGUACUGGGCCAACCAGGCGGCGGCGGUGAUGGCCGGCGCACGGGUUGCCAGUAGUCAGGCCUGUGGCCUCCAGUCUGUCGACGUUAGCAAAGUCGAGCUCAAAGCCCCGCUCGAGUUUCACAGCUCGCACGGCGAACCACGAGAGAAGCUGUCCCUGGACCCAGCACAACCCGUUACCGUGUGGCGCAGAGGAAACGUCACCUUCUACAUGACGCCGGUGCUGGUCUGCAAACAGCCGCUUCGGACAGUAGGACUCGGGGAUGCCAUCUCAGCAGAGGGCCUAGUUUACUCAGAGUUAAAGACCCAGCGGGCCUUCUGAGGUUUGCUUCAACCUGACACUCCGUUUGUGCUGAAAGGACUCUGAAGUUUGACCUGCGGAGGUGACUGAUGGGUUGGAGUGACAUCUCUAAAACUUGUUCAGACCUCUGCGGCUUUGUUUAAGAAUGAUCAUGGUGAUAGUUUUAAAAUCCUGCCUGAUGAGUCCUCCAGCCUGCUCUGGUCUCCUCUGUCGUCCUCCAGCAGACACACAAACUGAGGCAGCGGAUCAGACAGGGCUGCGAGGUGGCCUGACUCUAUGCACUGCUCAAAGCCAUCCUCUCAAACUCCAAAGAGUUUAGUCGGCUCAUCUAAUUCACUUUGACCUGCAUACCUUCAGUAUGCUGUGCCUUGAGAAAAUAAGUUACUAUUAAAUAUUUUAUUCAUAUUUCAGAGCCAAACAAACUAAGCAUCACGUCAGAUACACAUUAUUUAUAUAUA